CGUCAUGAGACGACUCUCGGUACCAUAGAGCAGGGGGGUUCAAGGGGGGUGGCGGUCAGGGGUCGCGGAGCUCCUAUGCCUAGAGCGGCGAGGUAGCGGUGGCGGCCUGGGAGGGGGAGGGGAGGGAGAGGCGCGAGCGGAAGCGGCCGGGAAGGUCACUUCCGGCCUGGGCGCCCGUCCCCCUGACCCCAGGGUCUGAGUCGCCGCUGCCGCCGCUGCCACCAUCCGCGAGGCAGUUGAGAGGAAGAGUGCGGUGUGACGGCCCCGGGGCCGAGGAGGGACCCAGACAUGGAGCUUCGGGAAGAAGCUUGGUCUCCAGGGCCACUGGAUUCUGAGGACCAGCAGAUGGCCAGUCAUGAGAACCCAGUGGACAUCCUCAUCAUGGAUGACGACGACGUCCCAAGCUGGCCCCCGAACAAGCUUUCCCCACCUCAGUCUGCACCUCCUCCUGGGCCCCCACCCCGGCCGCGGCCACCUGCACCCUACAUCUGCACUGAGUGUGGCAAAAGCUUCAGCCACUGGUCGAAGCUGACGCGGCACCAACGCACGCACACGGGCGAGCGGCCUAACGCCUGUACCGACUGCGGCAAGACCUUCUCGCAGAGCUCGCACCUGGUGCAGCACCGGCGCAUCCACACAGGCGAGAAGCCGUACGCCUGCUCUGAAUGCGGCAAGCGCUUUAGCUGGAGCUCAAACCUCAUGCAGCACCAGCGCAUCCACACAGGCGAGAAACCUUAUACUUGCCCCGACUGCGGCCGCAGCUUCACACAGAGCAAGAGCCUGGCCAAGCACCGGCGCUCCCACAGUGGUCUAAAGCCCUUCGUGUGCCCGCGCUGCGGCAGAGGCUUCAGCCAGCCUAAGAGCCUGGCACGCCACCUACGGUUGCACCCAGAGCUGUCAGGGCCGGGUGUGGCGGCCAAGGUGCUGGCAGCCAGUGUGCGCCGAGCCAAGGCACCCGAGGAAGCCACAGCAGCGGACGGCGAAAUCGCCAUCCCAGUAGGCGACGGCGAGGGCAUCAUCGUGGUGGGCCCACCAGGGGACGGCGCUGCAGCGGCCGCGGCUCUGGCCGGGGUGGGGACGCGGGCAACGGGGACACGGUCGCGCAGGGCGCCGGCGCCCAAGCCGUACGUGUGCAUAGAAUGCGGGAAGGGCUUUGGGCACGGGGCUGGGCUGCUGGCCCACCAGCGCGCUCAGCACGGGGAUGGGCUGGGGGCAGUGGGUAGUGAGGAGCCUGCACACAUCUGCGUGGAGUGUGGUGAGGGCUUCGUGCAGGGUGCCGCACUUCGGAGACACAAGAAGAUUCAUGCAGUUGGGGCGCCCUCGGUCUGCAGCAGCUGCGGACAGAGUUUCUAUCGGGCGGGCGGAGAGGACGAUGGGGAGGACCAGUCUGUUGCUGCGCGGUGUGCGGAAUGUCGGGGUGGGGAGGCCCGGUAGGGACGGGGAUGCCCGGGGGGUGGACAGGGCCCCUCGGGCUCGGUGGGGACUACCAGCGAGCAAGACCAUGAGGGAGGACCAGGGAGAACAAGACCGAAAGGAGCAGCAGCCUUGUCUCCCUCUGUACCCCGUGCUGUCCUGGGUUUGAGGGGACCCGCAGCUAUCAGCUAUUGGGUUCUCAGGACUGCCCACAGCCUCUCUGCUGACCCGCCCUACCGCCUGGCGGACCAGCCCUUUUUAGGUUCCCAUUCUGGGAGCCAGAGACUGAGAGAACUGCGAGAAUCAAUUGGCACUAGACCCUCAAGAGAAAGACCACUCCAACUACAGGUGUCGGGCUGAGGUGUAAGGAAUGGAGACAAUCCUGGCCUUAUGCAUCGAGAGGGUCUUCCUUCUCUUCUAGAAUUUUCUUUUAAUCAUACUGUUUUGAUCCCUCACAUCCAUUAUUUUUUCUGCCCCUUGGGUCCUUAUCAAUUUUCUAGCCCAAGACGUUCCUCUCCCUCCUGUGUUUGCAGUAGCAGAGGAGUGAAGUAGCUUCCUGUUCCCAGCACGGUCUUACUGAGAGGAUGGGGUCCUGUGUGUUCCCUGUCCUGGCGGUGGAAGAAGGGAUGUGGGGGCAAUAAAUGGCAUUAUUCAAUUGUC
Rattus norvegicus (Norway rat) is the source of this 2073-nucleotide messenger RNA. Lineage: Eukaryota; Metazoa; Chordata; Mammalia; Rodentia; Muridae. The record is from RefSeq and is a predicted model, not a curated record.